UCAUGAUCACGAAUGGCAAAGUUUUGUUUCCUGUUGUGUGUUGCAGGAGACUUUUGGUGAGAGCAUCAUCCACGGCCACAGAUAAAGUAGGUGUUGACUUGAGCUGUAAGCACAAUGACAAGACAGUUGUCUUGUCAUUAAGAAAUGAAGGGAAGAUGAACUGCAUGACUGAGUACAUGGCAAGAACGUUCAAAGAUAUUGUGAGAAAAUUGCCAGAAUCUCACCCAAAAGCUCGAUGUUUGGUUGUCACUGGUCAUGGUAAUAGCUUUGCCGCUGGUGCAGAUUUAGCUUGGCUUGAGGAGCGCAGUAAAACUGAUCCUUCCAAAAACAUUGAAAUUAUGAAAGAAUAUUAUGGAUUCUUCACACCUCUUCUUGAAGCCUCUAUUCCUACUAUAGCUGCUAUCAAUGGGCCUGCUAUUGGCGCUGGCUUCUGUAUUUCAAUGUUUUGUGACCUAAGAAUAACUGCUGAUGACGCCAAAUUGGGCGCUAACUUUGUGAAAGUUGGCAUCAGUCCUGGUAUGGGUGGUUCAUUUACCCUGCCGCAAAAGCUUAACAAUCAGGUAUGUAACGAUAUUACACUCACUGGAAGAACGUUCUCUGGCAAAGAAGCAGAAAAAAUGGGAGUUGUUCUAAAGUCUGUUAAUUCAAGAUCAAUGGUUCUUGAAGAAAGUUUAAAGUUAGCACAGCAAAUUGUAAUCUCAACAUCCCCAAACGCAAUGAAGGAAACUGUUAAACUCCUUCGUGCUCCGUACUUGGCAAUUAUGGAGGCUCAAUUACAACAAGAAGCUCAUGCCCAGAGUAGAUGCUUUGCCAGCAACGAUUUUAAGAUAUCUCUUGCUUCAGUGAAGAAUAAGACUCUUCCAGUUUUUGAUUGAGUUUCGAAUCUAAACUCUUAGUGAUUUAAAAAAGUUUUUUAGAGGUUUUGUACAUUUGUUUUUAAGGCCGGAAUCGGUGGCAGGCAACUAUCGUGUCAUGAAUAA
This is a messenger RNA of Bolinopsis microptera, 980 nucleotides long. Its product is annotated as 3-hydroxybutyryl-CoA dehydratase-like protein, mitochondrial. Gene Ontology annotation, biological process: fatty acid beta-oxidation. The record is from RefSeq and is a predicted model, not a curated record. Gene Ontology annotation, cellular component: mitochondrion. Gene Ontology annotation, molecular function: catalytic activity. The transcript has 7 exons. NCBI's taxonomy places the organism in Eukaryota, Metazoa, Ctenophora, Tentaculata, Lobata, Bolinopsidae. The coding region runs from base 3 to 875 and encodes 290 amino acids.